GAGAAUCGAUCCCAAGAUCACCUGAAAUUGGGAGGAAAGGUGUAACCACACCAAGCUAUCCCUCACUCUCACGAGUAGAGUCAUGUCUUAGUUCAAGAUAACACCUUAUUUCAUGCAAAAUCAAUAAAGCUCCGAGAAUAGGGGGUAAACAACUAAACAAGUAAACAAAAACUGAUGAACCUAGACCUAUCUGUCCUCAUUUUCCCGCUCUGUCUUGAAGCGCACUCCACUUGGCGACUUCUGAACAUCUCUAUCCUCCAUUGAAGCAGCUUCUGAGCACCGAAAGUGACGUGGUUGAUGAUUGCAGCUAGUUUUUAUUCUGGUAAUGGCAUCUCAAAAACUGCUUGUCCACGUACAAGGGGCCUAUAUAGGAAAAUGUAGUGACCCUAUGGUUGUUUAUAAUUGAAGAGAGAGUUUUGUAUGUACCCUUUGGUAAAGCAGAUACAUACCAUUCCCAGGACACUAACCUUUUUCUCUCGCUUACUUGACCAUUGUCACUCAUCAAAGUCACUGAAUUUAACCAAAGUGGUCCAUGGACAGUUAAUAAAAGUUGGAUUUAAUCGUCACACAUUUUUAGGUAAUCGCUGCCUUGAACUUUAUACCCGGUGUCAAUUUGUUGAUGACAUCCUUAAAGCAUUUGGUGACAUAUCAAGGAAGAAUACUAUAUCUUGGAAUAUUUGCUUGAAGGGGUUGUUGAAUUGUGGCCACAGUGAGAUCGCUCAGUCCUUGUUCGAGAGGAUACCUGAACAAGAUGUUGUUAGUUGGAAUACUAUGAUUUCAUGGUAUGCCUCAUGUGGACAUAGUGAUUGUGUGUGGGAAAAAUUCCGAGAAAUGCAAUAUAUGGGAGUGAAGCCAAGCGGGUAUACUUAUUCAAUUGUCGCAUCAUUGGUGUUUGAUGCCAUCUUGGGCAAGGAGCUUCAUGGUAAGAUGAUUAGAAGUGGUUUAAUCAGGUCAAACUUGGUUCUAGGGAAUUCUUUAAUUGAUAUGUAUGGCAAGAUUGGCCUAAUUGACUAUGCUGUUGGUGUUUUUUUGAGUAUGGAACAUUUGGAUUUGAUAUCUUGGAAUUCAUUAAUUGUGGGUUGUUGUAAAGCUGGAUUUGGGGAAUUAGCACUUAAUCAGUUUUCUUCAAUGAGAUACUUGGGGUUUCCACCUGAUGAGUUUACAUGUUCUGCAGUAAUCACUUGCUGUACGAAUUUGCGAAACUUAGAAAGGGGUAAGCAGAUUUUUGCUCUCUGUAUCAAGGUUGGCUUUCUUAGCAAUUCCAUUAUCUCAAGUGCCAUUAUUGACCUGUUCUCGAAAUGCAACAGAUUGGAGCAUUCAGUUCAACUCUUCAAAGAGCUUGACAGACACAAUUCUGCAGAUUGCAAUUCCAUGAUAUCAGGCUAUACAUCUCAUGACAUCAGUGAGAGUGCUAUCCAACUCCUCAUGGUCAUGCUGAAGGAGGAUAUAAGGCCUACAGAGUUCACCCUUAGCAGUAUUUUGUCCUCCAUUAGUGGUAUGAAAGUGGUGCAAGGAACUCACAUCCAUUCUUUGGUGGUUAAAAUAGGUUUUGAGAUUGAUUGUGUUGUUUGUAGCUCACUCAUUCAUAUGUAUGCAACACUUGGGUUGAUCGAUUGUGCUAUGAAAAUUUUUGCGAGUAUGACCUUGCCAGAUUUGAUUUCUUGGAAUACCAUGAUUAUGGGUUUGACUCUUAAUGGAAGAUUAGUUAUGGCAAUAAACACUUUCAAAGAACUACAUAGAAGAGGUCCAUUGCCCGAUCAAAUAUCGCUAACUGGUGUUUUACGAGCAUGUAGCUAUGGAGGUUUUGUUAAUGAAGGAAUUGCUAUAUUUUCAAAAAUGGAGGAGUAUUAUGGUGUUAGACCCUGUAAUGAGCAUUAUGCUUGCCUUGUAGAUCUGUUGUGUCAAGAUGGUAGGCUCUAUGAUGCAAUGGAAAUUAUUGAAUUGAUGCCUUUUGAACCAAGUUCAACAAUUUGGAAAUUGUUACUUCAUGCUUGUGUAAGUCAUGGAGAUGUGAGGCUUGCAGAGAAAGUAGCUGUGAGAUUGAUGGAGUUGGAGCCACAUUUAUCUCUACCUUAUGUGGUUUUAGGCCGUGUAUAUGAGAUGAAGGGCCAGUGGGAGGAUGCAGUUCGGGUGAGGGAAGCCAUGAAGAGGAUUGUCUCGGAGAAGGUUGUUGGAUGUAGUUGUAUUGUGAUAAAAGAUCAUGUAUAUAGCUUUACAGGAGAACAGCUGCAACAACAUGCAGGCGGAGAUAUUUACUCCAUUCUCAGAUUAAUGACUUGGGAGAAGGGUGAAACAAUGAUCAUGGAAGUUAAUCAGACAGAUAUUUAUGCUAUUGCAAACAUGGUUAUGGUAUUAUGAGAUGUGUUCAUAUGCUCAUCCCACAAAGAACAAUGCUACUUGCGGCUGGCGUACUGCACGGGGAAUUCAAAUACGCAUUCUAUGCUUGGUAUGACAUGUGAUAGACCUCUUUAGUAUCAAUGCUGGUAUUAUAAAAAAAUCCCUGCAAAUCUGUUGCCAAUUUUAAAUAAUUUGACCUUGUAUCAGUAUGUUUAUUCUCUUUAAUUUAUAUUAAGCUUAAAUAUUUUCUUGUGUGUACUUUCUACCAUUGCUGAUUUUUGCACAGGGACUGUUGGGUGUGCCUAGUGCUGAGGUAUUGGUAAGUGUAACUUUUGCCUUCCUCGAUUUUGUGUUUCCAGUUUUGAUUUUUUUUGGCAAUCAUUUUCUGGUUUACUAUCAUCAGAUUCAUCACAGCUAAUGUUGAAUAUUGUCUGAAAUUUCUGUAAUCUCAGCUAUUCAACUUCAUGAUUUGAGGGCUUUUAUUCAAUGGUUUAUGAUGUGUAAUUUAGUAAGGUAUGUUUUGAUGCUCGCUAGUUCAUUUCUCUUUUCUAGAUGUUGAGAUUUUUGGUUUCGGAGGGUUGACUAGUCAGGCAACCGAAUAUGUUGAUUCUGGAUGUGAUUUGAUCAUUUGGCCUGAUGUGAAUCCGUCCUUUUCUAAUUUGAUAAUAUGAGGCCCUUUUCUUUUCUUUUUUUUUUUUUUUCUAAAAAAAAUAAAAAUAUUAUACUUCCUCUGUUUCAUUUUUACUUGCUACACAACCUCAAGGUACGUACUUUUAGGAGGUAGUCAGAGAAGGUAAGCGAGUGCUUUUAUCAUAAUAUAUGUAGGGAAGGGGUUAGGUACCAUGUGUAAAAAUUAUCUUGAUUAUUUCCGUUGCAUUGAAUCUCUUCCUCAAACAAUGUGCCUUGAGAGUCAAUUAAAAGAAAAUGGAGAAAAUAUGUGAUUAUUAGUUUUUAUUAUGAGAAUGCAUGUGAUUAGUAUUUAGCUUUCUAAGAAGCUACACAUUAUCAGAAAUUACGGUUUGUCAUGUUAAAUGUUUCGGAGUUCUGAUUUUGUCUUAAUACCUUUUGUUAGUUCAAUUUUCAGCAACAUCUAUGAUACCUUAUAGCUCUUUUUGUUGUGUAUAGUGUAGUAUUUAAUGGAGCCAACCGAGCCAUCCGUACCAGCCAAGCCACCUGUGAGUCUAAUGUAUGCAAGAAGAAAAAGACGAGGGAAACACUGAGAGAAUGCAGCAGCAACAAGCAGAGCAGCAGCCACAACACACUGAGGUUUCCCACACCAUUUAAUGGGUGCCAUCAGAAUCUCUAUUGAUAGAUGUAGAAGAAGGCAAAUUAUGUAAAUAUAAUUAGAGAGGAGAGUAUGAGAAGGCAUUCAGUUAUUUUGUAAUUUGUGCUUGCACUAGCAGAUUGACAUAUACAAUAUGUAAUGGAAUUUCAAUUUGCUAUCUUCAAUUAAGUAACUGGAUUUAUAUGACUCAGUUUCUAUAUAAUCUUAUCAAUGCUA
This is a messenger RNA of Chenopodium quinoa (quinoa), 3838 nucleotides long. Its product is annotated as pentatricopeptide repeat-containing protein At1g43980, mitochondrial-like. Gene Ontology annotation, biological process: RNA modification. The coding region runs from base 421 to 2358 and encodes 645 amino acids. The transcript is spliced from 2 exons. Gene Ontology annotation, molecular function: protein binding; RNA binding. Lineage: Eukaryota; Viridiplantae; Streptophyta; Magnoliopsida; Caryophyllales; Amaranthaceae. The record is from RefSeq and is a predicted model, not a curated record.